Diuraphis noxia (Russian wheat aphid) is the source of this 1636-nucleotide messenger RNA. RefSeq names its product N-acetylgalactosaminyltransferase 7 (gene Pgant7). Gene Ontology annotation, molecular function: polypeptide N-acetylgalactosaminyltransferase activity. Gene Ontology annotation, cellular component: Golgi apparatus. The record is from RefSeq and is a predicted model, not a curated record. Gene Ontology annotation, biological process: protein O-linked glycosylation. NCBI's taxonomy places the organism in Eukaryota, Metazoa, Arthropoda, Insecta, Hemiptera, Aphididae.
AAAAUUUAAUACGUCAACAAUAAACAUACCUAAACAUGUACAAAUUCUCCUAUAUUAUUUGGUAUAAUGUCAUCUUCCCAUUAUUGCGUACGUUAAUACGAUUGCAUUCGAUUAUAUAACACCGGGACUUAACUACUUAAACUACUUAAUUAUAUUUUUACACCGUUUGUAUAUUUGAUAUUGCUAAUGUAUUCAUUUCCUAUCAUCAAAAAUGUCUUUAAGAUUUAGAAUUAUUCAGCUAAAGCGCAACAAAUUCGCCAAAAUUAGUAUUGGUACUUUUAUUAUCUUACUAUUAUUAUUGGCUUUAUAUAAACGUUCAGAAAAUAUACAAAACUCACAUGAAUCAACGUUUCCCAAACAUUCUAGAUUUUCAAAUCAGGUACCAAUUUACCGUGAUCAAAUCCUUGGUAAUUUUGAGUAUUCUACUUCAACUAAUAGACCGGGUCCUGGAGAAAAAGGUAAAGCUCAUCAUGUUCCGAGUGACAGAGAAAAUGAAGCUUURCAGUCUCUAUCCGAAUAUGGCAUGAAUAUGGCUUGCUCAGACGAUAUCUCUCUAAAUAGAUCAAUUCCAGAUCAUCGCGAAGAGGAGUGUAAAUAUUGGACUUAUCCAGAAAAAUUACCACGUACUAGUGUAAUAAUAGUAUUUCAUAAUGAAGGUUGGUCUUCUUUAUUGAGAACUGUACAUAGUAUUCUCAAUAGAACUCCACCUCAAUUUUUGGAAGAAAUUCUUUUGGUUGACGACUUUAGUAAUAAAGAAAAUUUAAAAAAGAAACUAGAAUAUUAUAUUGAAAAGUUUAAUGGCAAAGUAAGACUAAUUAGAAAUUCUGAACGUGAAGGACUGAUUAGAACUCGAUCAAAGGGUGCUUCAAAUGCUAGGGGGGAAGUAAUUUUAUUCUUAGAUGCUCAUUGCGAAGUUGGAUACAAUUGGUUACCACCAUUAAUUGCACCAAUUGCCCGAGAUAGAAAAAUUAUGACAGUACCUGUGAUUGAUGGAAUUGAUCAUAAUACUUGGGAGUAUCGUCCAGUUUACGAAAAAGAUCAUUUAUUCCGUGGUAUAUUUGAAUGGGGUAUGCUCUAUAAAGAAAUUGAAAUACCUGCUCAAGAAGAACGAAAACGAAUUUACAAAAGUGAACCUUAUAAGUCCCCAACUCACGCAGGUGGUCUUUUUGCCAUAGAUAGAAAUUAUUUUCUAGAACUCGGAGCAUAUGAUCCAGGGUUACUUGUUUGGGGAGGAGAAAAUUUUGAAUUGUCAUUCAAAGUUUGGCAGUGUGGUGGUAGUAUUGAAUGGGUCCCUUGUUCCAGAGUUGGACAUGUUUACCGUGGAUUUAUGCCAUAUAAUUUUGGUGAACUUGGCAAAAAGGUUAAAGGACCUUUGAUUACUUAUAAUUACAAACGUGUGAUUGAGACAUGGUUUGACAAUAAACACAAAGAAUUCUUUUAUACUCGAGAACCGUUAGCACGCUACUUAGACAUGGGUGAUAUAUCCAAACAAUUAGAAUUGAARGAUAAACUACAAUGCAAAGAUUUCUCAUGGUUCAUGAAAAACGUUGCAUAUGAUGUGUAUACAAAGUUUCCUGAACUUCCUCCAAAUCUAUACUGGGGAGAAUUAAAAAAUGUCGGCAAAAUGACUUACUAA